AUGCGCUGUCGAGAGGACUUCCCUGCUUGGGUUCUGCGGCCUCACCGUGUCCGGGAGCGUCUCUGUUAUCUGCAGAACGCAGUUGUGCUGGCAGGUUUACUGGAACAAACUCGAAUAAAAAACUACUCUAACUGGCCUACCAUCCCACAAGUAUACCUCAAUGGUGAAUUCGUUGGUGGCUGUGAUAUCCUCCUCCAGAUGCAUCAGAAUGGAGAUCUUGUGGAAGAGCUGAAGAAGUUAGGAAUCCGUUCAGCACUUCUGGAUGCAGAAAAAGACCAAGAUAAAAAGUAA
This is a messenger RNA of Chaetura pelagica (chimney swift), 291 nucleotides long. RefSeq names its product glutaredoxin 5 (gene GLRX5). Bases 1 to 291 code for a protein of 96 amino acids. Lineage: Eukaryota; Metazoa; Chordata; Aves; Apodiformes; Apodidae. The record is from RefSeq and is a predicted model, not a curated record. The transcript is spliced from 3 exons.